GGGUGGCCAGGGUGCCGGUGAGCCCCCCUCCCCCCAUCUGCUCGGUGUGCGGGCCGAGCUUCGAGGGGCUGAGCUUCGAUGGAGGACCACAUGACGGGGCACAACAAGGAGAAGCGUUAUGAGUGCGACGUGUGCGGCAAGGCCUGGCAGCGCCCGAGCGACCUGGAGACCCACCGGCGGGUGCACACGGGAGAACGCCCCUUCACCUGCUCCACCUGUGGCAAGAGCUUUUCCCAGUUGCCAAGGCUGCGGGUGCACCGGCUGGUGCACAGCAGCGAGCGGCCCUUUGCCUGCCCCGACUGCGGCAAAGGCUUCAAGUUGUCCACGGACCUGAAGAGGCACCGGCUCCUGCACACGGGGGAACGCCCCUACACCUGCAGCGACUGCGGCAAGGGCUUCACCGGCACCACCAGGCUACUGGAGCACCAGCGUGUCCACACCGGCGAGCGGCCCUACACCUGCGCCCAGUGCGGCAAGGGCUUUACCUGCUCCUCCAGCCUGCUGUCCCACCAGCAGAUGCACGCCCGCGACCGGCCCUACCCCAGGCCCUUCACCUGCUCCGACUGUGGCAAGGGCUUCAUGAGGGCACAUGAGCUAAAGAUCCACCAGCGGGUGCACACGGGCGAGAAGCCCUAUGGCUGCUCCACAUGCGGCAAGAGCUUCACCCAGUCGUCAGGGCUGCGGGUGCACCUGCGGGUGCACAGCAGCGAGCGGCCCUUCACCUGCUCCGACUGCGGCAAAGGCUUCAAGUCGCCCACGGAACUGAAAGAGCACAUGCGCAUGCACACCGGGGAGCGGCCCUACACCUGCAGCGACUGCGGCAAGGGCUUCAUCCGCUCCAACAACAUGCUGGACCACCGACGCACCCACAGUGGCGAUCGCCCCUACACCUGCGCCCAGUGCGGCAAGAGCUUCACCCGCUCCUCCUGGCUGCAGUCCCACCAGCGGGCGCACGCCGGCGACAGUCCCGUCUCCAGCCCGUUGUUUGCCACGGACUCCCACGCCCUGUCCCACCAGCACGCGCACACCGGCGGCCAGCCCUACGACUGCCCGUACUGCGGCGAGUCGUUUGACAGCUCGCGGGGGUUGCGGCAGCACCAGCGGUCCCACGCCGGCGAGCCGAUGCUCCCACCGCGACAAGCGUUUCAAGAGAGCACGGGGGCUGCGGGAGCAGCGGCGGAUACACACCGGAGAGAGACUCUUUGAGUGCGCUGAGUGUGGCAAGGGAUUCGCCCGCAUGUCCAGCCUGUGGCAACACCGGCGUACCCCACAGCGGUGAGCGUCCAUUCCCCUGCCCGUC
Molecule: messenger RNA, 1300 nt
Organism: Amblyraja radiata (thorny skate)
Lineage: Eukaryota; Metazoa; Chordata; Chondrichthyes; Rajiformes; Rajidae
Product: zinc finger protein 239-like
Exons: 2
Coding region: 79-1206 (375 amino acids)
Biological process (GO): regulation of transcription by RNA polymerase II
Cellular component (GO): nucleus
Molecular function (GO): DNA-binding transcription factor activity, RNA polymerase II-specific; RNA polymerase II transcription regulatory region sequence-specific DNA binding
Source: RefSeq, a predicted model, not a curated record